Messenger RNA from Mauremys mutica (yellowpond turtle), 3733 nucleotides. It is a transcript of the gene GFOD1, whose product is annotated as glucose-fructose oxidoreductase domain containing 1. The transcript has 2 exons. Gene Ontology annotation, molecular function: nucleotide binding. The record is from RefSeq and is a predicted model, not a curated record. The coding region runs from base 470 to 1642 and encodes 390 amino acids. NCBI's taxonomy places the organism in Eukaryota, Metazoa, Chordata, Testudines, Geoemydidae.
UGGUGAACAUGGCAGAUGCAGAUUAAGGUUCAGGCUGCUGCCUCUUCCUCCUCACUAUACAACUUGUUGGCUGCCCAGCAAUUUCCCGUGGCGCUGGCUGGAGAGGUAGCUGGCCGGGGAAGAGCAGCCGGGUGCGUGGGGUGGGGAAGAGAGGCGCCCUGGGCUGUGUGAUGAUCCGGGUAUGGAGGGCAAGCUGGGGGCAGCAUCUGGGGCCGCUGCUUUGCUGCUGAGCCGCUCCGGGAGCCGCGGGGCGCAGCAGGGGCCAGCUGCCAGGCGACGGGCCAGCCACUGCUGCUGGGCUCGGGGGCGGCGUGUCCCCCUUCCCGGGGCGGCGGCGGCGCUGGGCUGGGUCUGAUCGCUCCUUGCAGUGCCGCUCGCUGCCGCGGCGCUUAUCAGCUCCGGCAGGGGCGGAGGGCGCCCACGGGGGGAAGGGGGCCGCCGAGCCGGCCAGGGGCAGAGAGCAGCAGCCAUGCUGCCCGGGGUGGGGGUGUUCGGCACCAGCCUCACCGCCCGGGUCAUCAUCCCGCUGCUGAAGGACGAGGGCUUCUCGGUCAAAGCGAUUUGGGGCCGGACCCAGGAGGAGGCGGAGGAGCUGGCCAAGGAGAUGAGCGUCCCCUUCUACACCAGCCGGAUAGACGAGGUCUUGCUGCACCAGGACGUGGACCUGGUCUGCAUCAACCUGCCGCCGCCGCUCACCAGGCAGAUCGCGGUCAAAACCCUGGGCAUUGGAAAAAAUGUUAUCUGUGACCGAACAGCAACUCCUCUGGAUGCCUUUAGGAUGAUGUCUGCAGCCCAUUAUUACCCCAAGCUCAUGAGCAUCAUGGGGAACGUUCUCCGCUUCCUGCCUGCCUUUGUGAAGAUGAAGCAGCUGAUUCAGGAGGGCUAUGUGGGGGAGCUGCUGGUGUGCGAGGUGCAGGUGCACAGCGGAAGUCUGCUGGGCAAGAAGUACAACUGGAGCUGUGAUGACCUGAUGGGGGGCGGGGGUUUGCACUCGGUCGGUACCUAUAUUAUCGACCUCUUGACCUUCCUCACCAGCCAAAAGGCUGUGAAAGUGCAUGGGCUGCUCAAGACCUUUGUGAAACAGACCGACCACAUCAAGGGAAUACGUCAGAUCACCAGUGAUGACUUUUGCACAUUUCAAAUGGUUCUGGAAGGAGGGGUGUGCUGCACUGUCACUCUCAACUUCAAUGUCCCUGGGGAAUUCAAACAGGAUAUUAUUAUGGUAGGUUCAACUGGACGACUGAUUGUAAUAGGCACUGAUCUGUAUGGGCAGAGAAACAGCUCUCCUCAAAGAGAGCUCCUUCUAAAGGACUCUAUGCCAGUCAGCAACUCCUUACUGCCUGAGAAGGCCUUCAGUGAUAUCCCAUCCCCAUACCUUCAGGGCACUAUUAAGAUGGUGCAGGCCAUCCGGCAAGCGUUUGAGGACCAGGAUGACAGGAGAACCUGGGAUGGGAGGCCCCUCACCAUGGCUGCGACUUUUGAUGACUGCCUGUAUGCCUUGUGUGUAGUGGACACCAUUAAAAAGUCAAACCAACUAGGGGAAUGGCAGAACAUUGCAAUCAUGACAGAAGAGCCAGAGCUGAGCCCUGCAUACCUGAUCAGUGAAGCCAUGCGUAGGAGCAGAAUGUCUCUGUACUGCUAGCUUCACUCAGCUCUUAGAAAGGAAUGGAAACAACACAGCUGUUAAAGAAUAAUUCAGACAGCAUAAGGAUUUGGACAUAUAAAAGUUUGACAAAUUUGGUGUUUAGACCAACUAAACUAGUUGGUGCCUCUAUAUUAUGGUGAUGGGCGUGUUAGAAAUGCCUAAGCUAGACAGCUGGAAAUGAGAAUUGUUAAAGGGCUGACCUAAAUAACUUGUGCUAACUGUUUAGCAGCAGUAUUAACUGGCUGGAUAGCAAGAUAUCAUGGAAUCAGUCUCCUGCAUGGAAGUGCUUAUCUGAUCCAGUUGUGCUUACUGUGAAAGUUCAGGAAGGUCCUUUUUGACUUACCUGUCCGGCCAGAGGGCUGUGAAGGCUCUGUCAUGUCAGAAAGUCUCCUGUGGCAUCUGACGUGAAGAGUUCCUACCAUGCCAGCUGACAACACCACACUGUACUACUACAUUACUAACCAGUACAUAGAAUAAUAAGACUUGGUGUGACCAAGUGUCAUGUGACCAGGUCACACUUGGCAGCUCAAUUUUCAUAGUUUAUUCUGAGGGUUUUUUUGUUUUGUUUUGUUUUUAACUACAAUUAAGUAGGGGACACUGUGGCUUUUGUAAACAAGUAAGUCUCCAACAGCAGCUCAUAUAACUGGGGGUGGGAAAAGCAUUCUACAAGCUCAUGUUGAGUUUCAAUGUUAGCUGUACAGAUGUGCUCAUAAAGAAGGUUUGUGCAAAACCUUCAUCAGCAAAAUCCAGGCCACGUGACACUCUCCUGAUUUGGGGUUUGUUACACAGCCAAAACUUGGACCAGGUUUACACACUUUUUUCCUGUGAGCCUGGGAUUGAGUUCUGAGUGAACUGGUCUUGAAUUAUGGCAGAGAAUAUACAAAACUAAGUGGGCUUUUACCCAAAGCUAUGUUUUGAGUUUUUGUGUUUUUACAUGCAUGUGAACCUCAACCUAAAAGAAGAAAUCUGCACCAGCCACCAAAUUCCCCGUUGCUCAGCCCAGAAGCUUUCAGCUCCUGAAGAUGGAAGGUCUGAAUGAUAGGCCACAAAGAAUGAGAAAAAUUCUUAUAGAUUUACAGGGGAAAAAAGCAAAAACCUCCUUAACUGCCUAAAGUCAGCAGCCACAGGUACUGUGCUGACUGUUCUGCAGGAACAGACAAAUGGUCUCUGGUUUACUUAUCCCCCUUGUCUUUAAUGUGUUAGGCCCUACUCUUGGAAACAUUUUAUGCGGAUGCUUGUGAAUUGUCCUGGUGAGCUCUGUGGGGCUCCUCUUAUGCAUUAAGCUACUCACAUGUUCAUGAGUUUGCAGCAUCGGGGUGCAGCUAUGAAAAAUAACACAGUAAAAUGUAAUCCCCAAAAGAAUACAAAGCAAAAAUGCAUUUGUCUUAAACUGUAGCAAAACAACUUGUUUUGGUUAAUCUGAUUGGGCGGCCGGGGGGUGCGGGGAGAGGACCUCUUAGAAGAUAUAUGCUUGCUCUAAGGAUUGAGAGAGAAAUUUUGAACCUUUUUCUCAGGGACACCAGGUCAGUAUACUAAUUAAUUGUUUAAAUUACAAAAAUUAUGACUCUCUUUAAAUUAAAAAAAAAAAUGUUUACAGCUCUGUCAUCUUUAGGGGUGCUUAGAGCUCCCUUAGGAAUCCUGCUACUGGCCCCUACCUUAUUACCUUGUUCUCUUGACUGCUAUUGUCUAGGCUUUAGUGCUGCAUUUACUGAACUGGGAGAGCAAUGCUCAGUACAAAUUUUAUUUGAAAAAAUUUGUAAAAUCCUAGAUAUUUGUGAACUUUCACGACUUCUUUACAGAGAUCUUUAAAUAGUGUGAAUGAUGGAGGAAAAAGGUCAUAACAUUUGUUUAAAUAAUAUUGUGAAAUGAAUCAGACUAUUGGAUGAUUACUGCUUGACCAGCUCUAGCAAUUGUAUCUGUUGUUUACUGCUUCUGCUAGGGCCUUGGGCAAGGAUGCAGGGCUUCUCCUGCUAGGGUCUCAAGUUUCAAUUUUUUUCCCAAUUGUUUAAAAUUAUUCCUUGGAAAAUAAUUGUCAAUGAAGCAAUUAAGCAAAUAGGAAAUAGCCAAGAUUACAAUCAUUGUUGCAUA